CAUCGUGUGAGUUGAUCACACGUACGUUGGUCCGGGUACGAGUCGGCCGCGAAUUACAACCAAAGUCACGUUUACUCGCAAAUAUUUACACAAAUGGUACACAGUACCCAAACAUAACGCGGCAACGGCACUCUUGAUUUUUUUUAAACAAAUUAUCAUUUAUUCAAAGUACAAUUAUGUUACGUUUAAUUCAAAUAGUGUUCCUGUUUAUUUUCGCGUGGAAUCAGGCCGGCGUUGCUGCACGACAAAAGGUCCUUGUCACCGUAUAUUACGAGAGCAAGUGUCCGGACAGUAGAUACUUCGUGAGGGAUCAACUGCAGCCAGCAGUUAACUUGCUCCACAAAUAUAUAAGACUAAAACUUGUACCCUUUGGAAAAGCUCAUAGUAUAGACAGAGGUCGCAAUGGAUUCAAAUGUCAGCACGGGCCUUCAGAAUGUGCCGGUAAUAUGGUGCAGAGCUGCGCGUUGGAUCUCAUGCAGGAGCGAAACGACGUGGAAAAGGUUUCUUAUGUCAACUGCGAAAUGCAAACAGAAGCUGGAACUAGGAACGACAUGCGGUGCGUUGUCGAGGCAGGCCUGAGACCGUCUGAUGUGCAAGACUGUAUCAGGUCGAGAGGCAGAUCACUGCAACUCGAAGCUGAAUACCUGACCAAUCAGAUAAGGCCUAGAUUUAUACCAACUACUACUCUCAAUGGGGUUUUCAAACAAAUAGAUCAAGAUUCUUCAUUGAGAGACUUGACAGCAACGUUAUGCACGGUCAUCAGAGAGGGUCCAUGCGCGCACUACCACUCAAUGUUACGCUACAUACUCCUUUGAACGAACAAUAAAUUUAUACAUUUUACCAAUCA
Messenger RNA from Helicoverpa armigera (cotton bollworm), 847 nucleotides. RefSeq names its product gamma-interferon-inducible lysosomal thiol reductase. The record is from RefSeq and is a predicted model, not a curated record. The transcript is spliced from 5 exons. Gene Ontology annotation, molecular function: oxidoreductase activity, acting on a sulfur group of donors, disulfide as acceptor. Lineage: Eukaryota; Metazoa; Arthropoda; Insecta; Lepidoptera; Noctuidae. Bases 177 to 815 code for a protein of 212 amino acids.